AUGCUCCUACUCCUUCCCCUCCUCGUCCCAAUCUCCUUCGGAUGGCCAAUCGAAACCCCCAAGGAUCCAUAUGAUCAUUUUCAAUUCGACCUAACCUUUAUCUGUCGGAACCGGGAUCGUGCCGAGUAUAACUUGGUGAUUGAGUGGUGGGAAUGGGAUUUGUUAACUUGGAACCCAUUAGUUAAUUGGGGAGAUGAAAAAGUCACAAAAACCAAGUUCGUACGAGCUCGUGCUGGUACGUAUAGUUUUUCAAUGGACGGUGCGAUGGAUGGAGACGAACCGUGGUCCCGUGGAUACGCCGUUUAUGCAGAGAUCACUCAUGAUUGUGAGCAACACGGAAGAACUACCAAUCUCGAGCUGAAAAUCAAUAAUCGAUGCACUGUUGAGCAAAAGUUAUGCCACUACCGUAUCAUUUAUGAUAUCACUGACAAAUCUGGUUCCGAAUGGAUUAAUGCUAACGGACUCCGAGAAGGCCCAUAUAUACCAUUUCCAGAUUUCAAGCCGGAUCUCAUCAAAUAG
Caenorhabditis briggsae is the source of this 519-nucleotide messenger RNA. Lineage: Eukaryota; Metazoa; Nematoda; Chromadorea; Rhabditida; Rhabditidae. Bases 1 to 519 code for a protein of 172 amino acids. The record is from RefSeq and is a predicted model, not a curated record. The transcript has 2 exons.